This is a messenger RNA of Coregonus sp. 'balchen', 7141 nucleotides long. Lineage: Eukaryota; Metazoa; Chordata; Actinopteri; Salmoniformes; Salmonidae. The record is from the annotation of a GenBank genome assembly.
CCUGCGGACAUGCGCAAUGCACUGACCUUCCUUGUGCGGUCUCGUCCUGUAGCUAGACGAGGACCUUGAGUGUGUUGAGGAGUUUAUCACUUUAUUCUCUCAUUUUGAUUAAUCUAACAGAAACCGAACCAUGCCGGGUUCGGUGGAGGUUCCCACUUUGAACGACUUGAAUGUUGAGGAGGUAAGAACGAAUCAUAGUAUUGAGGAACAAUCUGGUUAGCAAUGCUAGCUUGCUAGUUAGCUAAAUCAGCUGCAAUUGCAGCUAGCAUAGCAAGCUAGCAUAGCAGGCUAGAUAACGCUAGUUAGAACGUUUUCUAAAUAGGCUACUACUGUACUGGCUUUCCAACAAGUUUGCUAGCUAGGUUUCGUUUGCUAGCUUUUGUGGUGAUUGGAAAGUCUUGUAUAUGCAUAGCUAGAUUGCGACAAGAUCUCUGGGUAGAAAGUUGGCUUGCGUUUGGGACAUACAAACACAGCUGUCUCGAAUAUACACAGGGUUGUUAGCUAUACCCUACAGUGCAAGAUAAGCGCUAGCUAGCGUGUUAUUGUGGAAUUAUUUCGCAAUAGCUAACUAGAUUAGGCUGUUAAUGUUUGAUAUUGAAGUAGGCUAGACAUGUCUAAAUACGGUAAGUGUAUCUGUGUUCGUGUUAAAUAGGGUCUCAUUCUUCCUUUGCGCCUGUGUAGAUCAGUGUGUCGUCUGCGGUGCUGAAGGGUGCUGCCCACCACUAUGGCUCUCAGUGUGACAAGGCCAACAAGGAGUUCAUGCUUUGUCGCUGGGAGGAGAAGGACCCAAGGAAGUGUCUGAAUGAAGGGAGGAAAGUCAACGAGUGUGCUCUUAACUUCUUCAGGUAGGUAAUCAUAGUGUUGAGCUACUAGACACCCACAUGAUAAAGGUAGGUCUGUUUAACUUGAGCAACUUCAAGGCUGUUUUAGUGUCAGGAUCAGUGAUAGUUGUGACGCGAUUUUAAGCCUUUAUGUGUUUACAUUUUUGUUGUUGUUGAAAAUAUGUGAACCCCUGUGUCAGGCUGUAUGUUUAUGAAUGGAACUGCUGAUCCACAUUCAGCUCUUAUCUCUACAAUAACUUGCUAAUCUUUGCGGUCUGCCGUUUUGAUUGAUUGUUUUUUCAACAGCUUUGUUUUCAUCCAAUGAAACUCAACCAGGGUGUUUUGACAUUGCCUUUACAACAGUGAAUGUUAUGUUUAGGUUAAACUUAGCACAUGUUUACCUUUCCGCUUCUGUUCUGCAACUGACCAACAAGAGUCAAGAGUGUGAGGCUAUAGGAUAACUAUAGCCUGCUGUUUCUCUGUCAGACAUGGGAUAUAGGUGGAAGUGGUCUGCCUGUGUUGUCUCUCUGUGGGGCAUGGCAUCUGUGUUUACAGAAGGCUGCUGUGCACUAAUAACACGAUACCGGAUGAGUGCACACAGGCACACACCUCUGCAGUGACUGGUAGCUGUCACUGAAUGGGGCAGUGCUUGACAUGCAGGCUCUCUCUGUGUAAGGUCCACAAAUAACACAACCACUUCCAAAGCAGGAACCAAUAAACAGUUCUGGUCCCAGAUGUAAACAUAGGGUUACUGAGAAUGGUAAUGCAUGUCAUUAUUGUAAUGGUGCAAGAUUUGGCAACUUAUAAUUACACCUGGUUGUUUAGGCUUUGGAGGUCCUACACCCACAUCAAAGUUGUAGCUUACUCGCAUUACAAAUGUAAAUACACCUAGGGGUAGCUAGAUAGUAGUACAUGCAUCUGUAAAGUUUUUUUUUUUUUUUAAAGUCUGGUUCCAGGAUUGUAAUAUUAUGAACCCAUGUAUUAAUUUCUCAAUAAGAAAGUAAACGCAUGUGCAGCGUGUUUGGAAAGGAAUACAUUUAGAACUGACUUUAGUUGCCUGGGAAAGAUGGAGUUGCCGGAGUGUGAUGGAGGAUAUUCUUCAAUGGCCUAUUCUCCUGAUAGGAGCCAACGGCUUAAAGAGCAACUGAAUGUGCCGAUUGGCACGUGUUUUCUGUUGCUCUUUAGAAAAACGAGAUUUCAGUCUUGGAGCAGGGUUUCCGUUAGCCGGUUAUAGCCCGCUUUUGGCCGCAUUUUUUAUUUAUUUAGAAAAGCCGGUAAAUAAAAUUAGCGCUGGCCAAUUGUCUGGGAGAAGAAGAAAAAUCUAAUUGUGAAGUAAUGCUUUUUAGGCUGUUCAUUGAUGGAAAUACCAGUCAAUGGAAAUACACUUAACUGGUCAUGCUUAUCAGUCUAUAGGUUAAUUUGCAUAAUUUUGUGGAAUUAAAUUGGCAUGUGUGUACAGUAUAUUCGUUAUGUAUCUUAUUUAUCACACGCGUACAGCAUACAGAUACAGAGCCUAGUUUCAGCAGGAAAUCUGUCAAGACAGCACAAGAGCUGCUGCUACAGCAUCUAAAACAGCAAAUACAUAGGCAACGGAAGGCAGGUUUCACCAGCGCGUCACACACCACUUUGCAAUGAGCUGGAGGCAGUAUGCAUUUAGAAAAUAUAUACUUAAUUGUUUGAAACCUGAACGUUUUACUACAUAUUAUGAGGCAUGUCUUGCCUUGCUUCAUAGUAGCCUAACCAAAAUCAGACCAUAUACGUGGAGGCAAUUAUUUUAUAUAAACUUUCUUUCAUUGUCCAGUAGCCAAAGGCACAAUCCAAGUCAUAUUAUCAACCUAUGCUAGUUGUUGCACAUAAGAUCUCCCCUCUUAAAAAAAGUGAUAUUUUCAUUCUGUCACAUUAAACCUAUUGAAUGUGCAGUGUGCUUUUGACAACUUUCUCGCUAAUUGCAUUAUGGAACGAACAUUCGCACAUAGCCUACUUCCUUGUGCGCAUUGCUGCGCUUAUAAUGUGAAGAAAUUGUUUAUCAACAUUUUAAGCUAAAUGUUCUGAUCUGUUGCGUCAGACUCUUUAAAAAUAUAUAUAUGUGUAGCCUACUGGUUGUAUGAAUUUGGGAUCUAUCGUUCCACAAUUGUCCAAUAGUCAGUUUGGAAUAGGCUAUUUCUUUCUCGACAAGCUGACCAAUAGAAUAGGUAAACUGUUCUACUAUGGGGGAUAGUAGAUUGACAUAGGCUAGUGAUUUUGCUGUUCGUUACUCGUCGUCUUAGCUGAGGAAAGGUAAAUGUGGGCAGUUAUUCUAACAUCUUCAGAAUUCGGUAAGAAGGAUCGCACAUCGUUUGCAUCCUCGACAUGCAUGUUCUGUUAAAAUUAAUUACCAUAUUCUAAAUGUGAUUUGUCAUUCUGAGCACCGUGGGUGGACGCCAUAAUCAGGUUACGCACCCAAUGCAUAUGGGUCCGGUACAUUUCUCAAAUGUCCGGUAAAUUAAAAUCCUGCCGGUCAAAUGUCUGGCGCCACAUUUUCCUAACGAAAACCCUGUCUAACCCUGCAGCGUGUUGUCUUAAACAAAGUCGGAGCUGAUGGGCAGGUCUGUCUCACUGUCUAUGCUAUUGGAUAAAGAGCAAUCACCGCAGCUGUUCGCCACAUGUUAGUGGGCAAAUGGAAUCCUCAAAUCAAAACCUAACCUUAAUUUACUUGUUGUGAUACACUGGGGUUCCAAACUCCGUUUUAGAAGAGACUGACUUUAUGACCAAAAAUUAUCCUAUUUACACUGUAGCCAAAUGACACUAGAACAACUGUUUCUGACUCAUAUUGAUGCGCCACAGGCCAUUUACAAAGGGAUCCUUUGUCCUUUAAAGGCAGUCACUCUUUAAGUAAUUAAGUAAACAGCUGCAUGGGGAUGUGAUUGUCUGAAUUGUCACCAAAAAAACAAACACCUGGUGCUUAAAAAAUGCUUACUGAUUUUUUCCUCCAGGCAGAUAAAGGGAAGCUGUGCUGAGUCCUUCACAGAGUAUUGGACCUGCCUGGACUACUCCAACCUGGCAGAGCUCCGUCAGUGCCGCAAGCAGCAGCUGGCCUUUGACAGCUGUGUGCUGGACAAGCUUGGCUGGGAGAGACCCAACCUGGGAGAACUGUCCAAGGUGAGGCCCCCGGAGCUAUACUGCCUGGAGAUUUACUGCCUUGCAGUAUAGUUCUGGGCAUUUAAAAGUUACUUGACAGUAACAUCAGGUACAUCGUUAACGUGACAAACUGUCAUAGGGUGAUGUCAAGCUCCAAGUUCAUUAGCAAUUAUUUAACAAUAACCCGACAAGAUCUGGGAGUAAAAAGUUGGCUAGUGUUUGCUAGCUAGUUAGCAAACGUUAGCUUUUUAUUUCUGUGCAACAGUCUCUGUUUGGGACAUACAAACAGCUGUCUCUAACACCCAUGGUUGUUAGCUAUACUCUACAGUGCAAGAUAAGCUAGCUAGCGUGUUGUUGUGGAAUGUGAAAAACUCUCAUAGGGUGACGCCAAGCUCCAAGUUCAUUAGCGAUCAUUUAACAAUAACCCUUGUAGUGAAAUACAUUUCUGAAAUAUGCCCCGGACGUGCAACAGUUACAUCCACUUUGAAGUAUUUUUAGUUUUUGAAUGCCCCCAACUGUAUACUGCCUGCUUGUCUGCGGUUUGCCUUUCUGUCCUCCAGCAGAAGUGUUAAAGGGAUACUACGAGAGUUUGACAUUUAGAUUGUUUUUCUACUUACCCAGAGUCAGCCAGAUUUAAAAAGCUACACAUAGUAAUCCAUAUUUUAUAAAUUCGGUAAUUUUACUGAUAGUCAUAAGAAACGAGAUUAUGUCCACUUCCUCAUUCUGUCCCGUUGUCGCAUAGAGAUGUAUAGAGAUCGAGAUCGCAAUGUUGUAUCUGUCUCAAUUGCGCUUCCCGUGCGCUCACAGAUGCCAUAAUGGGAAAGAUACAAUGUUGCGAUCUCUAUGAGACAACGAGACAGAAUGAGGAAGUGGGUAGAAUGUAGUUUCUGAUGAUUAUCAGUCAAAUUUACAAAUUUAUAAAAUAUUGAUUACUAUGUAUGGCUUUGUAAGACUAUAAAUGACCAACCACCCAGCUUUGGAGAAUAUUUUAUUUUAUUGAGAACUCCAUUAGCCAAUGGCAACAGCUAGGCUUGAGCGGUAUACCGUAUAUACCUUAUACCAGGGUAUUUGGAAAUAGCCACGGGAAGUUCUUUCAAUACUGUCAACGUUUUUUUUAUUUCAAUAUUUUUAGCUACUUACAUUUACAUUUUAAUCAUUUAGCAGAUGCACUUAUCCAGAGCAACUUACAAUGUAGAAAAUAGUAAAAAAUAAAGAAACUUUUGACUGGUACUGUGUGUGUGUGUGUGUGUGUGUGUGUAUAUAUAUAUAUAUAUAUAUAUAUAUAUAUAUAUAUAUAUAUAUAUAUAGCUGUGGAAAUAAUUAAGAGACCACUGCAAAUUGUUCUUAAAUCAGCAUCUCUACAUGUAUGACUUCCAUGCCAGUGUCUGUUGAAUUCCAACACAGGCACAACUCAUUCUACUGAAUUAGGUACUGAUUAGGUGAUCAUCUGAACCAAAUCUUAUUUAACGAGAAAAAGUAUAAAAACCACUGCUGUGGUCAUCACUAUCUUCUUGCAAUAGGACAAGCUGGAUGGCAAAAACAGUGCUAAUAGUACCUCAAAAGUCAUAUUAAUCAAAAAAUAACUAUUUACCAUGCCAAAAGAGUUGAAAAGGAAAGUUUUGAGUGAGGAAAAUAAGUGUUCAAUUCUGGCUUUACUGGCAGAGGGAUACAGUGAGCGUCAGGUUGCUUCCAUCCUUAAAAUGUCAAAGACGGCGUUUCAUAAGAACAAGGUCAAGCAGCAGACAUUGGGGACAACAAAGCUACAGACCGGCAGAGGGCGAAAACGACUCUCUACUGACCGGGAUGACCGCCAACUCAUUCGAAUGUCACUCAACAACCGUAGGAUGACAUCAAGUGACCUACAAAAAGAAUGGCAAACGGCAGCUGGGGUGAAGUGCACGGCGAGGACGGUUCGAAACAGGCUCCUAGGGGCAGGGCUGAAGUCGUGCAAAGCUAGAAAAAAGCAGGCUGAGGUUUUCAAAAGACCAUAAGGAUUGGACUGUAGAGGACUGGAGUAAGGUCAUCUUCUCUGAUGAGUCCAAUUUUCAGCUUUGCCCAACACCUGGUCGUCUAAUGGUUAGACGGAGACCUAGAGAGGCCUACAAGCCACAGUGUCUCGCACCAACUGUGAAAUUUGGUGGAGGAUCGGUGAUGAUCUGGGGGUGCUUCAGCAAGGCUGGAAUCGGGCAGAUGUCUUUGUGAAGGACGCAUGAAUCAAGCCACGUACAAGGUUGUCCUGGAAGAAAACUUGCUUCCUUUUGCGCUGACAUUGUUCCCCAACUCUGAGGAUUGGUUUUUCCAGCAGGACAAUGCGCCAUGCCACACAGCCAGGCCAAUCAAGGUGUGGAUGGAGGACCACCAGAUCAAGACCCUGUCAUGGCCAGCCCAAUCUCCAGACAUGAACCCCAUUGAAAACUUCUGGAAUGUUAUUUAUGAGUGUGCUCCUAAUCUCAGCUCGUUACCUGUAUAAAAGACACCUGGGAGCCAGAAAUCUUUCUGAUUGAGAGGGGGUCAAAUACUUAUUUCCCUCAUUAAAAUGCAAAUCAAUUUAUAACAUUUCUGACAUGCGUUUUUCUGGAUUUUUUUGUUGUUAUUCUGUCUCUCACUGUUCAAAUAAACCUACCAUUAAAAUUAUAGACUGAUAAUUUCUUUGUCAGUGGGCAAACAUACAAAAUCAGCAGGGGAUCAAAUACUUUUUCCCUCACUGUAGGUGUAUGUAAACUUCUGACUUCAACUGUAUAUAUCAGCAACACCUCCCCCAUAGGCAUUCCUGUCUCUUCUAGAUGGUAACUUAUCAGAAAUAGACCUAAUAUGGAAAAUAACUAAAGCAAGAGGGGAAAAAAGUAGUUAUGUUUAUUUCCAUGCUUUUGAAAGGAGCUGGCUACUGUACCUGGAGACUUCCAACAAUUGCGCUAAGCUAACGAUAUGCAAACUUCAAUCAUCUCAAAACUGCAAGUAGAAAAACGACCUAAAUCUCAAACCCUUCUGUGUUUCUUCUCAGGUGACAAAGGUGGACACCUCUCGGCCCCUUCCUGAGAAUGCUUACCACUCGAGACCCCGGCCGGAGCCCAACCCUGUCAUCGAGGGCCAACUGCAGCCAGCCAAGCACGGCAGUCGACUCUUCUUCUGGAGCUGGUAAAGGAGGUAGUCAGUACUCCCGGGUGGAGUUCCCCUAGGUUCAGAUCUAGGAUCAGCUUCCCCUC